This is a messenger RNA of Arabidopsis thaliana (thale cress), 958 nucleotides long. RefSeq names its product FKBP-like peptidyl-prolyl cis-trans isomerase family protein. Gene Ontology annotation, molecular function: peptidyl-prolyl cis-trans isomerase activity. The record is from RefSeq and is marked reviewed. Lineage: Eukaryota; Viridiplantae; Streptophyta; Magnoliopsida; Brassicales; Brassicaceae. The coding region runs from base 68 to 601 and encodes 177 amino acids. The transcript is spliced from 7 exons. Gene Ontology annotation, cellular component: chloroplast thylakoid lumen.
UCUCUCACUCUUUUUCUUAUCCACUAUCCAUAGAAGAAGAAGAAGAAGACUGUUGACGACGACGGCGAUGGCGAUGGCUAUGGAGAUUUCUCUUCCUUUCGUUGGAUCAUCCAUGGCCUUAAGCGCGGGAAAAUCAAGGAACAGCGUUUCUAGGAUUAGUCGUGUUGGAUUCUCUUCGGUCUCGGCUGUACAUGUACCCAGAAGGAUGUUUAUGCAGCUGUCUGGAUUUGGUUCGGUCUUGACGCUUCUGGAUUUUCCUAGUUUAGCGGCGCCGGUUCCUCAGAUGAAGGAACCUGAAGUGAUCAGGACAUUGAAACUCCCGAGUGGCGUGAGGUAUCAAGAGAUAAUUGAAGGUGAAGGACGAGAAGCUCAUGAAGGGGACCUGGUCGAACUAAACUAUGUGUGUCGGCGUGCAAAUGGAUAUUUCGUUCAUAGCACGGUGGAUCAAUUCAGUGGUGAAAGCUCUCCUGUCAAACUUAUUCUCGAUGAAAACGACGUAAUUGAGGGCUUGAAAGAAGUCUUGGUGGGCAUGAAAGCUGGAGGUAAAAACUUGAAACAACAAAUAAGAUUUUGGUCUUUUGAUGUAAUCUCAUAUUUCUAAUGACUCGCACAUAAUGGUCUUUUGCGGAUGAAGGGAAGCGUAGGGCACUGAUACCUCCAUCAGUAGGGUACAUAAACGAGACAUUGAAGCCAAUCCCCGAGGAGUUUGGACCACGACGCAGCCUUCUAUCGCAUGCGAACGAGCCUCUGGUCUUUGAAAUCCAGCUCUUGAAAGUAUUAUGAUAUUUGUCCUGUCACUGACUGUUAAUGAAGUAUUUUGGCUGUGAGAUUAUUUAUUUUCUAUUGUAAAUCUGUAACAACAACUGCUUGGAACUACAUAUCUUGAUGAGUUCUGCUUUAAGGCUUGGAUUAAUAAGGGAAUUACCAUACCAGUAUUUUUAAAUUCACUCAAGAAGUU